This is a messenger RNA of Misgurnus anguillicaudatus (oriental weatherfish), 3437 nucleotides long. It is a transcript of the gene gp9, whose product is annotated as glycoprotein IX platelet. NCBI's taxonomy places the organism in Eukaryota, Metazoa, Chordata, Actinopteri, Cypriniformes, Cobitidae. The record is from RefSeq and is a predicted model, not a curated record.
AACAUCAUUUACUUUCGAAUUUUGUUUCAUUUUUUAAUGUUCAACUCAAGCACAUCAGAGAUAAAUGUGCAGCUCUGUAUUUGUAUGAUAAUCUUAUCUUGUGCUCACAGUGAUGAUGAUCACAUGACCCUGAACCUCUCAUUGGUCGAAAACAAACCUUCCGCAGAACAAAAACGUCUACUGGAGAAAUACUAAUUCCUUUAUAAAUAUACAAGUCCUUGACAAAACAUUUGUGGAUUUUUAAAGCCAGGAUGGGUAUUGGACACCUUGUGUUUUUGUAAAUAUUAAAAGGUCAUCAUUCUGAAAAGCGCAGUGUCUUACGAUUGGCCAGCUUACCAGUACGUUGUGAUUGGCCUGAAUACCUCUGACGUCAGCAGUAAAAGUGACACUCCUUACCAUAUUUGCACAAUGCUGACAGAAAGAUGCGCUUCACUGUGGCAUUAACGGCUCUGGUCUCGUGCUCGAUCUUUGCACGCGUCAGUUGUGAGUCGUACAGGUGCGUGGCUUUACCGUCUAAAGAUCUGAGGGUGAACUGCAGCUCUAGGGGCAUCAGGACGUUUCCUCAUCUGCCCGCCAAUAUUACAGAGCUGUUACUUCAACAAAACCUCUUGACUACAGUAAGAGCGGGACAUUUGGAUUCACUCUACAACCUGCAGCUGCUUAACUUAUCCGGCAACCCGUUCCACUGCGACUGCGGGAUUCGCUAUCUGAGUCAAUGGUUGAAGAGAAAUAAAGUGAAGGCCUCUGCGAUGGCUGUGUGCGCCUCACCCCCCGAACUCAUCCACAGGCCCAUCGACAGACUCACAGAUGACGAUUUUUCAUCUUGCGCCUCCACUGAGUGCCCUGGGUUGCUUUAUAACAGUGUCUUAUGCUUCAUGUUGUGUAUCCUCGUCGGCUUACUGCUGUGGUGCUUGCAACUAGCUCGAAACUCGACAUUUACACUGGGAAUCGAUGAGAGACACUCGGGACUGGAGGCUGAAUCUCUUCGAUCGCUCAAACCCAAACAUCGAGCCAGGAUGAGACGCAGUAUCGGUGGUGAUGACAUGGACAAACCUUUACUGAACAUGGAGCUUCUUCCUCAAAUACUGGACGCCCUUAACAAACAGCACAACAUUAAGAUUAAAGUGCCAUGAUGGAACAAAUCUGUUGUCGGUGCUGUGCUCUGUAAAGUGGAUUUCUCUAACGAUGGAUUAAAAGACUUCCUGAUUUUCCCGCGUCAAACAUCAUUGUUGAUUUACACUGGGAUAACAUUUCAAUCAACCAGAUGGAUAAGUUAUAGGUUGGGAUUAGGGGGCUUUUUCUACACAAAUGUUGACCCAGGAACAUCACUUAAAUUCAAAAUACGUAACCAUAGCUUCCAAAACAAGCCCAAUUUUAAUUUUUUGUAAUUAUAAACAUUUUUUAUUAUAAAGUAUUUGUUAGCAAUAAAGGAGUGUAAAACCACUCUUAAGUUUAUACAAGUUACAUAACAAAAAUUCAAUUCCAACAAAGUGGGAGGACAUGCACUCAUAACUCAUAAUCCACCACCUUUAAGUAAAAUAAGCCUGGAAAGAUGGAAACAGACAACAGGAACUGAACUGAACUAUUGCUUAAUUUUAAUAUUUGUUAUGUUUGGCUAUGUUUCAGCUAAAUAUUUAUUAGCAGUAAAGUAAUAAAUCUGAGUGGGCAUCCAUGACAUGUGGAGUCCCACAGGGCUCUAUUCUUGCACCACUUCUGUUUAAAGGGACACCACUUUUUUUUGAAAAUAUGCCUAUUUUCCAACUCCCCUAGAGUUAAACAAAUGCGUUUGACCAUUUUGGAAUCCAUUCAGCUGAUCUCCGGGUCUGGCUUUACCACUUUUUGCAUAUCUUAGCAUAAUUCAUUGAAACUGAUUAGUCCAUUAGCAUUGCGCUCAAAAAUAACCAGAGUUUUGAUAUUAUGCAGCGCCUGAAAUAGUCCCCUUGGUAACUUAUAAUAGCAGUGGACUAUUUUCGGGCACUACGUAAUAUCAUUGCAGCUGCUGCACCCAUGGUAUGGCAGCAUAGUCCUUGAUUAUUACGCCAGAAUGAGAGUAUAGUUCCUAGACAUAUCUCCCUAUAAAAUCGCAACUUUUAAUUUUCCGCUGUUGUUAGUAUUCGAUGUAACUACAGAAGAGUCAAGUUUUAAAUAGGAAAAAUAUCAAAACUCUGGCUAUUUUUGAGUGCGAUGCUAAUGGUCUAAUCAGAUUCAAUGUAUUAUGCUAAGCUAUACUAUAAGUGGUACCGCCAGACCCGGAUAUCGGCUAAAUGGAUUUCAAAAUGGUAAAACUUAAUUGUUUAACUCUAGGAGAGCUUUAAAAUAAGCAUAUUUUAAAAAAGUGGAGCGUCUCUUUUUAUUUCUAUAUGCUCCCACUUGGUAAAAUAAUGAAAAAAAUAUCAAAUUGCUUACCACAGCUAUGCAAGUGACACCCAGAAAUACUUCGCCCUGUCACCCAAUGACUACAGCCCCAUUGACUCUCUAUGUAAGUGCGUUGAUGAAAUUAACAGUUGUAUGCGUCAAAACCUCCUCCAGUUAAACAAAGACAAAACUGAAGUCAUUGUAUCUGGAAAUAAAGAUGAAACUCUCAAGGUGAACACAUACCUUGACUCUAGGGGUCCAAAGACACAAAAUAAAGUCAGAAAUCUUGGUGUUAUUUUAGAGUCUGACCUUAAUUUCAGUAGUCACGUGAAAGCGAUGAGCAAAUCAGCUUACUACCAUUUCAGAAAUAUUGCCAGAAUCAGUUGUUUUGUCUCAAGACAGGACUUAGAGAAACUUGAUCAUGCUUUCAUCACCAGCAGGGUGGAUUACUGCAAUGGACUUCUUACGGGGAUCCCCAAAAAGAACAUUAGACAGCUGCAGCUCAUACAGAACACAGCUGCCAGAAUUCUGACCAGAACCAAAAAAUCUGAGCACAUUACUCCAGUCCUCAGGUCCUUACACUGGCUUCCUGUUACAUUUAGAAUAGAUAUUAAAGUAUUGUUACUCAUUUAUAAAUCAUUUCAUGGCUUAGGACCCAAAUACAUUACAGAUAUCCUAAUUGAAUAUAAACAGAUUACUCAGAUCAUUAGGAUCAGGUCAGUUAGAGAUACCAAAGGUUCACUCAAAACAAGGUGCGUCAGCAUUUAGUUAUUAUGCCACCUCUAGCUGGAAUCAGCUUUCAGAAGAGAUCAGAUGUGCUUCAACAGUAAACACUUUUAAAUCUAGAUUAAAAACACAUCUGUUUAACUCUUCAUUUACUGAAUGAGCACUGUGCUGCUUCACACUGACUGCACUUUUAACUCCAGGGAUUUGUAUUCCUUUUCACACAUUUUAAACAGUUUUCUUUUGUUAUUAUUGUGUCUCUCUUAUUUUCUUUCUUUUAUAUAUUGUUUUGUAAUUUCUAUGUAAAGCACCCGUGUAUGAAAUGUGCUAUACAAAUAAACCUGUGUUAGCCAAAUAAA